Molecule: messenger RNA, 696 nt
Organism: Pocillopora meandrina
Lineage: Eukaryota; Metazoa; Cnidaria; Anthozoa; Scleractinia; Pocilloporidae
Source: the annotation of a GenBank genome assembly
AACGUGGCGGACGAGUUGAUUUCUGUAGAAUUAAGCAGACAUGUAACUGAUAUCAUGAGUUGUCUUCAACGAAGUACUGGUCAGAAUGAUGUAAUACAAUUCCGCCUCGACUGGUUAUACAAUGCUGUUGUACGUUAUUGUGACAAUAUCCCUUCUGGGGAGGCAGUACUGGCCCUUAUUCAAGAAGCGAAAGAACUGCUUAGAGAAAAUGAGAAUGGUAGUUGUAGUGAGAACGUCGCGUUUCAAGCAGAGGUUGCAACUACUGGCGAGCGAGGAAGACCACGCAUUAUCAUUGCAAAGGAUCAGCUCGAGUUUUUGUUAGAUUUGGGGUUUAAAUCCGGAGAGAUUGCAUCUCUGCUUGGUGUCAGUGAAAGUACUGUUAAACGAAGAAUUCGUGAGUAUGAAACAUUUGUGAGGCAAAGAUAUUCAAAUAUUACUGACGAAACUUUGGAUGGCCUUGUUGAAGAAUUAAUGAGAGAAUUUCCCAAUUGUGGCUACAAGAGGAUGACAGGCCUCUUGCUCAAUUCAGGUCAUAGAAUCCAGCAAAAUCGCAUCAGGGAGUGUAUGAGAAGAGUCACUCCCAAGGGCGUCCUCCUGAGAGUCCUUGAGCUGCGAACUGUUCGCCGGAGAAGAUAUCAAGUUAGUGGCCCUCUUGCCUUGUGGCAUAUCGAUGGGAAUCACAAACUAAUAAGGUAA